AGCGAGGUUUUAAAUGUUAGGGAGGUUCAUUUUAAGUUAAAUAAACUGUAUGACUGUCGCAGAUGGGUUCUAAUAUGUCUAUAGUUUAUUUGAAAUGCCUACGAAAUAACCAGCGUGGAAAAGCUAGCGUGAGACUUGUAGAAACUUGCUAAUGUUAGAAGCAUAGCUAACUCGCUGACAGCUUAGCCUUCAGCUAAGAUACUCCUGCCCUUCUUCAUUUGAGGCAGUUGGAAAUGUUUACAUGGCACACAGAAAAGACGUUUUUAAAUCAAAGGUUCUCCAGAAGCUCUAUCCUGCAGUUGUCACUGUUGGAAAGGAACAAAAUGCAUCAGCCGUCACAGACGACCUGCCCACAGCAACUGGUGGGAAAAUCAGAACAGGUGGAGAACAUGGUUCAAGUGGAGAUGCAGGGAAGCUACAGAAUGCUGCCACUUCAAGCAGAAAGAUGUACACAGUUCUACCUCCUCCCCCAGACUAUAAUAUGCAUUUAGAGAAAUCUGUCAUACUUCCCCAGAUUGGAAGCGUAAACAAUGCAGAAGAUCCUGCUGAGGGAUGUGCCGAUAAGGGAGGUGAAGAGGAAGAUGGAGAAAAAGAGGCAGAAGAUCAACAGUGUAGAAGAAGAAGAAAGAAGAAGAGGCCGGCUGUUCCUCAGGACUGUGGGAAAGAUGGACCUCCAGUGAGCGACGAAUCAGGUCCCAGUCCGGUGCCCGUCAACGAGAGAGGCGAGCAAAUGAGCAGGAACAAGAGGAGAAAGCUGAAGAAAAAGAGGCACAAAGAAAAGUUGUUGUCCUUGGGUCUGAUGCCCCGCGCUGCUGCACUGGAGUUCACUUACAGUAAAGAUGGAGAGGAAGAUGAGAGGAAAGCUGCUGAGCUGUCAGAGUUCAUGAGCACAACACUGGAAAUCUAUAUGUCAGACUCCUCUCCUCAUAUGGUCCAGACUCCUCAUCUUUGUGCUACAGUGGAUGGGCUUUUAAAGGAACUAGCUGGUGGAUCGAAACCCAACUCUGUCCUCAACCAGCUGUACAGUCUUAAAACAUUAGUACAACAGAAUAUGGCUGGCAGUCUAGAAAAGGCAUUAUCAGAGCUGAACAACAGUCCCGAUAUGUCUGCAGAAGAAGCCAAUGCUGUUGUUUCACUGUUCAGAUACUGGAUCACAGAGAUACUUCCCAUGCAAAGAGACAAAACAGCAGGACUUUCUGCCACGCAGCAAUAACACCAUCUGUGAGCGAAAACAGACUAUACCCAAGAAAUAUUUCUGCUUUCUUAGAAUUUUUUAUUUUUUCAUAAAUAAAGAGGUUGAACUUCA
Molecule: messenger RNA, 1306 nt
Organism: Cyprinodon tularosa
Lineage: Eukaryota; Metazoa; Chordata; Actinopteri; Cyprinodontiformes; Cyprinodontidae
Product: glutamate-rich protein 1
Exons: 6
Coding region: 242-1213 (323 amino acids)
Source: RefSeq, a predicted model, not a curated record